This is a messenger RNA of Suillus subaureus, 1584 nucleotides long. RefSeq lists its product as uncharacterized. The transcript is spliced from 12 exons. Lineage: Eukaryota; Fungi; Basidiomycota; Agaricomycetes; Boletales; Suillaceae. The coding region runs from base 1 to 1584 and encodes 527 amino acids. The record is from RefSeq and is a predicted model, not a curated record. Gene Ontology annotation, molecular function: monooxygenase activity.
AUGGCCAUUCAAACACUUCCAAUCUCAACUCAAAUACUUGUUGUCGGUGGCGGACCCGCCGGAAGUUACGCAGCCGCUGCUUUGGCUCGAGAAGGCUUUGAAGUCACUCUGCUCGAAGCUGCGAAGUUCCCUCGAUACCAUAUUGGCGAGAGCUUGCUCCCGUCGGUCCGCUCCUUCCUGGCAUUUAUUGAUGCAGAAGAAUCUGUCAUGAACUACGGAUUCACACUUAAGCCUGGAGCUGCAGUCAAGUUGAACCAGUUCAAGCGAGAAGGAUAUACAGAUUUCGUUGCGCUAAACCCAAACAAUGCGUCUUGGAACGUGAUUCGAUCGGAAUUUGACGAUUUGCUAUUUCGUCAUGCUUCGAAGAGUGGUGCAAAUGUGUUCGACAACACAAGAGUUACUGAAAUUCAGUUCGAGGGCGAAAGACCUGUUUCAGCCAGCUGGAGGAAUGCCAGCACUGGAAUAGAGGGCCGUAUCUCUUUCAGCUACCUAGUUGAUGCGUCAGGCAGGAACGGGAUCAUAUCCACGAAGUAUCUCAAGAACAGACGCUAUAAUCAGGCCCUCAACAAUAUUGCAUGCUGGGGAUACUGGGAUGGAACCGAGUGUUACAUGCCGGGUACCACUCGCCAGAAUGCUAUCUUUGUCGAAGCACUUGCAGACGAGUCCGGAUGGGCUUGGUUCAUUCCUCUUCACGAUGGAUCUACAUCUGUGGGAGUUGUGAUGGAUCAAGAAUCAAGCACUCGCAAGAAGAAAGCUUCCCGUGGAGCCUCAGGAGGAUCUGGCUCAAAUCUUCUGGCUCAUUAUAAGGAAGAACUUUUAAGCAGAGCUCCUGGAGUCCUCAAAUUGAUAGGAAGGGCCACUCUUCGAAACGAUGGCACACCAGAAGCUGUGAAAUCUGCAAGCGAUUUUAGCUACUCGGCCUCCUCUUAUGCCGGAGAUCAUUUCCGGCUGGCGGGGGAUUCUGGAGCAUUCAUUGACCCAUUCUUCUCCUCUGGUAUCCAUUUGGCUCUCACAGGAGGACUUUCGGCUGCUCUCACGAUCGCUGCGUCGAUUCGAGGACUAUGCAGCGAAGGAAACGCACAACGUUGGCACACUUCAAAGAUUGCCGUCUCCUACACGAGGUUUCUUCUUGUCGUCCUUGGAACCUACAAACAGAUCCGAAAUCAAACUAUGCCGGUGAUGAGUGAUGUGGAUGAGGACAAUUUUGAUAGAGCCUUUGAUCUCAUCAGGCCAGUGAUACAAGGAACAGCAGAUGUUGGUAAAGCUUUGACAGAAGACGAACUCCAGAAAACUAUGGACUUUUGUCGUCAUUUAUUCGCACCCACUGAUCCCGAGAUGCAUUCUGCAGUCAAAGCUAGAUUGGAUCCUUCUCUAACCUCUCCAGAUGCACCCGUCAUGACAGAGAGCGAUAUCGAUCGCUUGCUCGGAGAUGCUGAUGAGGAAGCUAAGACCGUUUUGAGCGAGAUCAACGCGCGAAAGCCCAUUCAUACGAUGUACAACCCCACAGAGAACUUCGGUGUGGAGGAACACUUUGGUUUCAAAGCUGUCUUACAACGAGGCAAAUUGGGCUUGGAGACUGCGUAA